GGACACAAAAGGGGAAAAAACACAGACCCUGACACUAAGUCUCUCAGAUUCAGCCUUUCUUGCUUUACGGAACUCUUUUCCAGCCUUGGGAGUUUGAGAGCCGUUCUUUUUUUGCACCUUUAAACAUCUAACUUAUUAAACUCAGCCUUGACUGAGUUUGCACUUUUUAUUAUAAAAGAACUGUGUGAAGGACAUUUUUUAACAAGCCUAAAUAAUGCCUGUGCAAUUAUUUUCUCAAAGCAGAGAAAGGUUCUUAUAAUAGCAUGGAGCUUUUUCGGUACAAAUGGAUUGAAUGUAUGAUGAACCUUGAGAAGGGAGGUUUUUUAAGUGUGACAUGUAAAAAAAAAGUUUAUAUCCUGCCUUUAUCUUUUUAUGUCAUUUUACAUUAUUACGGCAAUCCUCAAUCUUUUGACUGAGCAGAGAUGUAAAUGACAAGCACAACAUUGCACAAAGCCAGGAAAUCCAAGAAAAUAUGCACGGUUUUCACAACAAGAGUUGUGUGCAUUUCUAUUUAGCCUCUCUGAAACAUGCAGAAACACCUUUUGAUGCAUUUACAACUGCUUUCUUACAGAUUUCUUGAUUUUCCAUGAUCUCAAAAGGAAACAGUGUGUUUGACUUAAAGUAUGCCUCCUUUUCACUUCAAUAUCAUCAAGUCUUGGAAUGAUCUUUUAGGUUUUUGUGCUAAUUGUUAAAAAGGUACGAACAUCUUAGUGUGUUUGAUUUUGAAGUAGGCAAUGAAAAAUCGACAAUUUUUUUUGGUAUUCCGCAAAUGCUACGUGUCUCACCUUCUAGUGAGACACAUAGCACUCACUAGAAGGUGAAAGUCCUUCCAGUCUCAAGUCUGCAGUCUAAAAAUAGCAGGACAAACUUUUAUUUAGCUCCACUGCUUUAUGUUCCUCCAUCACAUUAAAAUACAUUAAGGUCUGGAGCUGUGACGUAAAAAAAAAAAAAGAAAAAGCCUUAAAACGCUAGGAAUGCUUUUGCACUGUAUAACCAGAAUUAAUUGAAAUCAGGGAGAAAAACUCUUCCACAAACAGCAAAUCUGUUUGUCUUUAACCUUACCUAGUGACAACCCUUCACCUCCUCCCGUCUCAGGGUCAGGUGACCUCUCCGUCUGCCUUGAAUCAGUUGGGAUUAGUCAACAUACCAGCUGCCUUCGGCUGAUGGCAGUAGUCCAGUAACACCAGCAAGUAAGGAGAGUGUUUUAUUGUUUCCUUUUGAUUCUCUUAUUUAUAAUUAAGAAGCCCAUAUGGGGAUAUGGGAGUUAAAACAAAAGACAAUCUAUAGGAAGCGAGUAGAAAAAAUCAGGACGAGGUGUCGAGGAUGAUCUCCUGAUCUUUCCACCGCAGCAGCUUAAUGACUUAAUGUUCAUUUGAGCCCCCAUUAGGCAUCACCUUCUGAGCUUCCAUGGCGUCUUUGGACGAAGAGCUCACCUGCUCCGUUUGCCGAGACAGCUUCAGCCAGGCCCACCCUCUACCUUGCGGCCACAGCUUCUGCCCCGCCUGCAUCCGUGAGGCCUGGAGCGCUCAGGGGGAUGGAAAGGGUCGCUUCACCUGCCCCCAGUGUCAGGAGGAGCACGGCGAAGUCCUGUGCGACUGCUGCCCUCUGCAGGCGGAGGACAGUCGGCCCCCGAUGGCCGUAAAGACCUGCUUGAGGUGCGAGGUGUCGCUCUGUGCCGACCACCUUCGGCCCCAUCUGGAGAGGCCGGCGUUCAGCUCCCACCUGCUGGUGGAGCCGCUGGGGGACCUGUCCCAGCGAAGGUGUCCGGCACACGCGGAGGUCUUCCGCUACUACUGCGUGGACGAGCGGGUGUACGUCUGCGGGGACUGCCUGCUGGAGGGGGCGCACGCGCUGCACAAGGUGAAGCCGCUGAGGCAGGUGGAGGAGGACCUGAAGGUCAUCUUACAGACGCUCCUCCUCAAAGCAGAAAAGAAGCUAAAAGACGGGGAGAAAGCUCUCAAAGACCACGAAAACAUCGACUCUGCAAUGGYGGACUCCCUGAAGCAGGACGACGGCCAGGUGGAGCGGCUGGACACGGACCUGCAGGCCCAGGUGAAGAAGCUGGUGGCGGCUCUGAAGGAGCUCACCAAGAGGGAAAGGCAGCAGAUCAUAGAGCAUGUGCACCAGGACUGCGCCAAAGUGAGAGACGACAUGAGCCAGACGGCGCACAUUCAGCGCUACCUGAACCUGCUGCUGGCAGAGACCGACCCUUUCCUGCUCAUCUGGGCAUUUCAAUCAGACGACACAAAAUUGCUAGCAGACCUGAACUGCCCACUUUUCCUCCCUGAGCCCAUCUGUGUGGACAGGAAGCACAUCCUGGAAGACAUAGAGGGCAAAUAUCGGGAGUUCAUCACGUCCACCCUCCGCUGCCUCAGCGAGCUCAAGAGGGAGCUCUUAACCAGCCCUCUGUCCCUGGACACAAACUCUGCCCAUCCUCUGCUGAGCAUCUCUGACGACCUGCGUUCAGUCAUGCGUGUAAAAAGCCGGCUGCCCUGCGCCGCUCACCCCGAGCGGUUUGACCACUGGCCACAGGUCCUCACCGUCCAGACCUUCUCCUCCGGGACUCACUACUGGGAGCUGGAGGCUGAGGGAUUCUGGGAUGUCGCCGUCUGCUAUCGGAGCAUCGGACGGAAGGGGAAGGAAGGGAACGCUUUUGGAAACAACAAGGUGUCGUGGAGCUUGACGCAGCAGCACGACAAAAAGCUGUCUGCCUGGCACAACCGCAGGAAGACACGGCUCACAUACCAAAUGGUCGGCAAUCGAGUCGCAGUUGCCGUGGACUACAGCUCUGGGACCAUCACCUUCUCCGAAGUGGGACCUUCCAACACCCUGAUCCACCUCCACACUUUCUCCACCAGCUUCGCCCAGCCUGUGUGUUUGGGCUUCGGACUCUAUAAAGCCGAGCUCAAGAGCCGCAUCUCUGUGGUCAAAGUGUGAGCAGGAGAUCGAUGCGACUGGGACUUUUGCCGUGAGCCAUGCCCACUUCCUGACUGACUGUAAUGGCGUUCUCCUCCUAAAAAGUGCGUUGAUGGCGUAUCAACAUGGUCGCCUGUCUCAUAAAUGCUUUCUAACAAUGUGAAAUGUGAGCACAGAAACUUGACUGUCUUUAAAAUAAAGAGAGAGCUCUGUUUUUAAGCAAA
Molecule: messenger RNA, 3140 nt
Organism: Poecilia reticulata (guppy)
Lineage: Eukaryota; Metazoa; Chordata; Actinopteri; Cyprinodontiformes; Poeciliidae
Gene: trim110
Product: tripartite motif containing 110
Molecular function (GO): protein binding; zinc ion binding
Source: RefSeq, a predicted model, not a curated record